UUAGCUAGACCAUUGCCCUCUUGAACAUUUACCAUAACCCUCAAAACUCUGCCCAGUCUGCUGAUGGUGUGCGCUGUGCUAUGAGUGACUGGGAGGUGCAGGAGCACUAUGAUGAGUUCUUUGAGGAAGUCUUCACUGAGAUGGAAGAAAAGUAUGGACAGGUUGAAGAGAUGAACGUCUGUGAUAACCUAGCAGACCACCUGGUGGGGAAUGUGUAUGUCAAGUUUCGUUAUGAGGAGGAUGCAAAGAAAGCUGUGAUGGACUUGAAUAACCGCUGGUUUAAUGGGCAGCCAAUCCAUUCAGAGCUGUCCCCAGUGACUGACUUCACGGAAGCCUGCUGCCACCAGUAUGAGAUGGGCAAGUGCCUAAGAGGGGCCUUCUGCAACUUCAUGCAUCUGAAGCCAAUCUCAAGAGAGCUCAAAAGGAAGCUGUCUAGGCUCCAUCGCAAGAGGCAUAGAUCCAGGUCCCGAUCCCGGGAAAGGCAUUCUCCAUCCAGAGACAUUAGGCAUGGUGGCAGCAGAGGAGGUGGAGGAUGAGAGCAUUACAGGAGG
Molecule: messenger RNA, 551 nt
Organism: Peromyscus leucopus (white-footed mouse)
Lineage: Eukaryota; Metazoa; Chordata; Mammalia; Rodentia; Cricetidae
Product: splicing factor U2AF 35 kDa subunit-like
Exons: 1
Coding region: 81-536 (151 amino acids)
Biological process (GO): mRNA splicing, via spliceosome
Cellular component (GO): U2AF complex; spliceosomal complex
Molecular function (GO): pre-mRNA 3'-splice site binding; metal ion binding
Source: RefSeq, a predicted model, not a curated record